AUGAAGCUGGUAAUAUUAAUAGCCUGUGUAGCCUUGGCACAUGUCAACGCCCAAUGCAUCCCCAAGCCUAUAACAUGCAAGCCAUUACCUUUACCCACGGUUGCCCCUAUACUCCAAACUGCCUGUGAAAUCCCAGCCUUCGCGCUACCAUCAUGUAACUGCCCUGCUAUUCCCAGUCUACCAGUGUCACAAUCCAUCCUCCCAGCGAUUAACGCGCCACCUUUUGGGGCAUCGUUCUUACCCGGUAUCGCGCCUUUAGGAUUGAUUAACCCUUUCCUGCCGCCGGCGUCGCCUAUAUCAGCGUUGGCGCCUACUGUGUCGUCGCUAUACCCACCUAUUAACCCGUGCUGUUGCGGGUGCAAGUAUUUGAAGAAGAUACCUAUACCACCGCCGUGUAUGUAGGUUUUUUAAUAAAAUAAGUUUGAAAAUA
Messenger RNA from Cydia fagiglandana, 430 nucleotides. RefSeq lists its product as uncharacterized. The transcript is spliced from 2 exons. Lineage: Eukaryota; Metazoa; Arthropoda; Insecta; Lepidoptera; Tortricidae. The record is from RefSeq and is a predicted model, not a curated record. Bases 1 to 402 code for a protein of 133 amino acids.